UUUUAGCAAGUUACAGCCUGUAGCAACUUAUAUGUUGAAGUUUCUACACCUCCCUUAAUUAUUCUAAUCUAUAUACUAUGAAACUAAAACGUAAUAUAGUUUGAAUUAGUCAGUCUGGACUAUUCAAUUUGUUUGUUCAACUUUAAAAUACACUAAACUAUACUAAUUUUCUCCCAUAAACUUGUUUAGCAUUUCUAUUUUGCUUCAAAUCUUGGCAUCUGCGUUUGACUAUUUCAGGUGAUGAGUGUAUAAUAUCAAAGAAAACAUACAUCCUGACAGAAGCAGUUUAUAUAGAGCAUUUGGCCAUGAAAUUUUUUCACUUUUUUUUCGGGAGUUGAACUCCGGAUAGUUAUUCAACUACUACCUUAGAAGGUAGAUGCAGCAGGUAAAGGGGCUAUACCAUAACCAUAAAACAAAUUGGUUUGGUCAACAAUAUAAGGAUAGGUGUGAGGUCAUUAAUUACCUAAUUGGAUUAUUUUAUUGUUCUUUCUCCAUCUUUGUUUAGGAGCCAAGAUUUUUUGGUUAUAUUGAUUUUUUUUAGGAACGAGAUCAAGAAAUUCUACUCUGUAUAUAUACCUCCAUAUAACAUCAUUUCAUCAACUUGGAGCAAUCUAUCAUAAUCCUAAUUUAUUAUUCUUGAAAUUAUGACUAUCAAAGUCCAUGGUAACCCCAUGUCAACUGCAACCAUGAGAGUUGUUGCUUGCCUCAUUGAGAAGGAUUUGGGUUUUGAGUUUGUCUUUGUUGAUAUGGCCACUGGUGAACACAAGAAGCACCCUUUCCUUUCCCUCAAUCCUUUUGGUCAAGUACCAGCAUUUGAAGAUGGGGACUUGAAGCUCUUUGAAUCAAGGGCAAUCACUCAGUACAUUGCUCAUGUUUAUGCUAGCAAUGGCUACCAACUAAUACUCCAAGAUCCAAGCAAAAUGCCCAUUAUGUCAAUAUGGAUGGAAGUAGAAGGCCAAAAAUUUGAACUACCUGCUUCAAAACUAACAUGGGAGUUAGGCAUAAAACCAAUGAUUGGCAUGAGCACUGAUGAUGCUAUUGUGAAGGAAAGUGAAGAACAAUUGUCUAAGGUUCUUGACAUAUACGAAACUCGAUUAGCAGAUUCAAAAUACUUAGGUGGCGACUCUUUUACACUUGUUGAUUUGCACCAUAUACCAAAUAUAUACUAUUUGAUGAAUACAAAAGUAAAGGCACUGUUUGAUUCGCGCUCUCGUGUGAGUGCAUGGUGUGCUGAUAUAUUGGCAAGGCCAGCUUGGGUGAAGGGCUUGGAGAAGCUGCAAAAAUGAAAAAAAUAAAAUCAUGAGUUAAUGGAUGACCAUAUACAUGUUUUUCCAUAAGCAUUUCUGUCUUAAUAUGUUGUGUUUCCUGUCUGAAGUUGUUUGUCUUGCAAUACAAUAAACAGUGAUCAAUAUCUAUGUGAUUUACUAGUUGUACUGAUAUAUACGGUACAUUCAAACUUAUAAAAUAAUUACAUGCAAUGUUUUUGUGAUGA
Molecule: messenger RNA, 1492 nt
Organism: Solanum dulcamara
Lineage: Eukaryota; Viridiplantae; Streptophyta; Magnoliopsida; Solanales; Solanaceae
Product: glutathione S-transferase PARB
Exons: 3
Coding region: 645-1286 (213 amino acids)
Cellular component (GO): cytoplasm
Molecular function (GO): glutathione binding; glutathione transferase activity
Source: RefSeq, a predicted model, not a curated record